ACAUACACAUACACAUACACAUACCCCCAUACACAUACAAACACCACCCAGGCGCUUCAAACACCAGAUUGGCUACCAGAGAAGAACCACUAUGGCUUUCCAGAGGAGCACAAGGAUAUUUGAAUUAUUGCUGCUGGUGGUGCUGGGGCUUAUUCUCCUUGAGAAUGCGGGAGCUUGGAAAAUUACAAAAAGGGGAGCAAUUUCCCAGAAGGGUAAUAAUUGUCCUUCAGUGGAGAGCAACAGUGUGAAGGUCGAUAUCCGCAUUGUCAGCCAACAACAGGGCAUCCUCUUGGCACACACCUUCCAGAACCGCUCUAUCUCUCCUUGGGAUUACAACAUCACCAGAGACGUCAACAGAUUCCCCUCGGAGAUUGCAGAGGCCAGCUGCCGGUACUCAGGAUGUCUCAACGCUGAGGGACAAGAAGAGAAUGGGAAAAAUUCGGUCCCCAUCAAGCAAGAGAUCUUGGUUCUCCGGAGAGAGCCAACACAGAGCUGUUCCAAUUCCUUCCGACUAGAGAAGAUGCUGGUGACUGUGGGCUGUACCUGUGUCACCCCCAUCACUCGCUCUGUUGCUUGAGAUCUGCCCCUCUCUUUGGUUGGGGAAAUUGGAGAGGCUAGGGAGAAACUCACAUUUCUCCCAAAGAGCAGCCCUUCAGCCACACAUCCAUCCCUCAGCCCUUUUCAUACCCAAACUAACUCUGGUCCUUAAGACUUUCAAUCUGACCUGGGCACAGUUCUAAAAACUCUUUUCUUUAUAGGAGAAUUCCACUUUGGGGCUCUCCAGGGAACACAACUUGAUUCUGAAAUAUUCCAGUGUUAUAUUAAGUUUACCC
Molecule: messenger RNA, 833 nt
Organism: Trichosurus vulpecula (common brushtail)
Lineage: Eukaryota; Metazoa; Chordata; Mammalia; Diprotodontia; Phalangeridae
Gene: IL17F
Product: interleukin 17F
Exons: 3
Coding region: 92-577 (161 amino acids)
Biological process (GO): inflammatory response
Cellular component (GO): extracellular region
Molecular function (GO): cytokine activity
Source: RefSeq, a predicted model, not a curated record